This is a messenger RNA of Acanthosepion pharaonis, 528 nucleotides long. Lineage: Eukaryota; Metazoa; Mollusca; Cephalopoda; Sepiida; Sepiidae. The record is from the annotation of a GenBank genome assembly.
AUGUGUAUUUGUGUCUAUCGGCAUCUCUUUGUCUUGCUAUCUUGCGUUAUCUUUCGAGUAAAUUCUACUGCAUAUAUUUAUGUAAAUUUGCAUUCUUUUCUUUCUUUCUUUCUUUCUUUCUUUCAUCUGUUCAUUAUCUAUCUAUAUAUCUAUCUAUCUAUCUAUCUAUCUAUCUAUCUAUCUAUCUUCACUACACUGUUCAAAUCAAUAUAUCCAUCUACACUUGGCUAUCCAAAUCUAUCUAUCUAUCUAUCUAUCUAUCUAUCUAUCUAUCUAUCUAUCUAUCUAUGUUUCGAUCUAUCUAUAUAUUUAUCUAUUUUCACAUCCUUCUGGAAACAAUCAAAUGCAGCCUUGGGUCAGAGUAACCUUGUCUCAACAGAAUUGUAUCUCAGUUUUUCCACAUAUCUAUCUAUCUAUCUAUCUAUCUAUCUAUCUAUCUAUCUAUCUAUCUAUCUCUUUAUAUAUGGUCGACAUUUUAACUUAAGAACAUUACUGCUUCACAGCAAAUAUUCAUUUGUGGGCUCGUAA